AGGGGCGGCGCGAGCCAUUUUACGGGUUGCUCCGGGCUUGGCCUGUUCCGUGGGCCGCCGCUGCCCGGAGCGCGGGCCCUGGCUCCCCGCCUCAUCCUAGCCCGGCCGCUCUGAGCCUGGGCCGGGGGGCUGCAGCGCCCGCGGUGUUUCCGGGGUAACCAAGGGAGCAGCGCCCUGGGGAGCCCAUCACAGCCCCCGACCCUCGUUAGGGGCCCUCGGGGCCGGGCCGCCGCGGUUCUGCGCCUCUGGCCGGCUCAUGCGGGGAAGGCAGCGUGUGCGGCCUUCCUCCCUUGGGGGGCUGGGGGCAGAGCGACGGGGCGGCAGCUUGUCCCCCCUCUGCGGGCGGUGACCGCGCCGCCCCGCGAUCUCUGGGCGCAGCCGCAGCCCUUCCUGUGCGGCUUCAAGGGGCCUGCACGCCUCCUUGGCAUUGAACUGUUUCUUUACCGGGUGUACAAAGCCUCUGCGUGGAUCUGCUUAUUUCAGCUCCCCUGCGGCCCACGGUGAUUUACCUUCACCUGACUCCUAAUCAGCUUAGGUUUUCAGCCUGUGGGCGGUGGACCCGUGAGGGUCUGCAGACUAGGGCUGAGGGGUGUGCAGAAGGCUGUCCUUACCCUAGAAGAGUGGUUUUCAGUCUUGGGGGUGGACCCCUGGGGGUCCACAGACUAUGCUUAAAAUGUCCAAAGGGCACUGCACCUCCAUGUGAAAUUUUGUAGGGGUCUGCAAAUGAAAAAAGGUUGAAAACCACUGUCUUAGACUGACUACACUACAGCGGCUCAGCUACGGUGCUGGGGAGGCCACUUGUCUGAUUUUAUACGAGACAGUUCCUUUUUUAGGUGGUUUGCCCCAUAUCCACUACUAGGAUGAAACUGGACAGGGCUUUGUCGAUAUCAUUUGGGGGAAUGGCAUUUUGAACAGUACUUCAUCCCCACCCACCUGACCUUGUACACAUUUCUGCAUGCAAGGUCAGGUAGGUGGGGCUGGCAGGGCCAAGGUCAUGCAGGCAAAUGCACUGACACUGUUCCUGGAAGUGCUGAAAUGCCCAGUAUUCCGGGAACAUGUGUGUGGCGACCCUGCUGUGCUGCAGCAGCACCAUAGCAUAGAUACUUCCGACAUCAGUGGAAGGGUUUUUCCAUCAGUACAGUUAAUCCACCUCUGAGAGGCACUAACUAGGUCUCUGGAAGAAUUCUUCCCUCGAUCUAGCUGUGUCUAUGGUGGGACUUAAGUCAACUUAAUUAUGUUGCACAGCGCAUGAAAUUUUUCACAACCCUGAGCGAAGUAGCUAGGUUGACCUCAUUUUUAGGUGCAACUUUUUCAUGUGGAUAAGGCCUCGUGCAAGUGUGUAAGAUAAAGUAUGCCCAAGAUAACAUUAAAUGGCAUCGCAGUGGACUUUCCUUUUCAACCAUACAGAUGUCAGGAGGAAUACAUGACUAAAGUGCUUGAGUGUCUCCAGAAGAAGGUGAAUGGCAUUUUGGAGAGUCCCACGGGUACAGGGAAGACAUUGUGCCUCCUCUGUGCCACUCUGGCUUGGCGGGAGCAUUUUAAAGAUACCAUCUCGGAAUGGAAAAUUGCACAGCGAAUGAAUGGAGUGGAACUCUUUCCUGACAGACCCAUGUCGUCCUGGGGUGACGCUGGCAAAGAUGCUGAAAUCCCAGCUUAUUACACUGAUGUUCCUAAAAUAAUUUAUGCCUCCAGAACCCAUUCUCAGCUUACUCAAGUCAUCAGUGAGUUAAAGAGCACAGUCUACAGGCCAAAGGUUUGUGUUUUGGGCUCCAGAGAGCAGCUUUGUAUUAACCCUGAAGUUAAGAGGCAGGAGAGUAACCACAUGCAGAUCCACAUGUGCCGAAUGAAAGUGAUGGCUCGUACUUGCCAUUUCUAUAACAAUGUGGAGGAGAAGAGUACAGAGAAGGAACUGACCAACUCCAUCUUAGAUAUUGAAGAUUUGGUUAAAAAUGGAAACAAGCACAGAGUUUGUCCUUAUUAUCUAUCUCGGAGCCUGAAGCAGCAAGCAGAUAUUAUUUUUAUGCCUUACAACUAUUUACUAGACUCAAAGAGCCGGAGAGCACACAACUUAGAUCUGAAAGGGACUGUGGUAAUACUCGAUGAAGCUCACAAUGUGGAGAAAUUGUGUGAAGAGUCAUCUUCUUUUGACUUGACUCCCUACGACUUGGCUUCAGCCAUGGAUGCUAUAAAUGUGGUACUGGAAGAACAAGCCAAAGUAGUUCAACAAAAUGAAAUCCAUGCUGAAUUCAAUAUGGAGUUUGCCAGCUCAGGGCUGAGCAUGGAGCUUGAAGAUAUAGCAAAGAUAAAGAGAAUUCUUCUUCAACUCGAAAAUGCUAUUGAUGCUGUGCAGCUGCCAGCUAAUGGAAAUGGAGUCACUAAAGAAGGGAGCUACAUCUUUGAUCUGUUUGCAGAGGCCCAGAUCACAUUCCAAACCAAAACCUCCCUCCUAGAGUCACUGGAACAGAUUGAACAAUUUCUAUCAGGCCGUACUGGGAUAUUUACCAACACAGCUGGAUUACAUAAACUUUCAGACAUUAUUCAGAUUGUUUUUAACAUUGAUCCUCCAGAAGGCACAUCCAGCUCCAUGCCAGUUCAGUCAAUAUCCAAGUAUUAUAAGGUGCACAUUCAUAUGGAUACCAGUAAUCAGAAAAAAACCCAGAGGACAGACCUGUGGAGUUCAUCAGUAACAAAAAAAGAAGGAAAGAUCUUGAGCUACUGGUGUUUCAGCCCCGGGUACAGCAUGCAUGAGCUGGUCCGUCAGGGAGUCCGGACAAUCAUUCUCACUAGUGGGACCCUCUCCCCACUCUCCUCCUUCACCAUGGAAAUGCAGAUCCCUUUCCCCGUUUGCUUGGAAAAUCCACAUGUUAUUGAUAAACAGCAGAUCUGGGUGGGGAUAAUUCCCAAGGGACCAGACGGAGGUCUGCUCAGCUCUACCUAUGAAAAAAGGUUUUCUGUGGAAUGUCUGUCUUCUCUGGGGAAAACAAUAGGUAAUCUUGUGCGAAUUAUACCGCAUGGGCUGCUGGUGUUCUUCCCUUCGUAUCCGGUCAUGGAGAAAAGCCUGGACUAUUGGAGAGAGCAUGACUUUGCUAAAAGAAUAGAAGAAGUGAAGCCGAUGUUUGUGGAACCAAGGAAUAAAGGAACCUUCACAGAGAUCAUGGAUGCAUAUUAUGAUAAGAUUGUCUGUCCCAAGUCUAGUGGAGCUACUUUCUUGGCAGUAUGUCGGGGAAAGGCCAGCGAAGGCUUGGACUUUGCAGACAUGAACGGACGAGGUGUUGUUAUCACUGGGCUUCCAUUUCCCCCUCGCAUGGAACCAAGAGUCGUUUUAAAGAUGCAAUUCCUGGAUGAAAUGAAAAGACAAGGUUCAGGGGCACAGGGUAGCUGUUGGCUAUUUAAUAACAUGUAUUUAUCCGGGCGUGAGUGGUAUCGGCAGCAGGCUUCCCGGGCUGUGAACCAGGCCAUCGGCAGGGUUAUCAGACAUCGCCAGGACUAUGGUGCCAUUUUCCUUUGUGACCACAGGUUCGUGAACAAUGAUGUAAGAUCCCAGCUACCCUCCUGGGUCCGCCCUUAUGUCAAGGUUUACAACAACUUCGGGCAUGCAGUCAGAGAGGUCUCCCAGUUCUUCCGUAUUGCUCAAAAAAUCAGACUGUCCGGUUUGGCCACUGUACAUGGCAGAGGGGCAUUGCUGGAUGUGCCACAAAUGCCCCCACCCCCAACACGGAGCUCCUGCUCUAGCACCAUAUGUGAAGGGGACCCGACAUCAUCCACGUCAUCUGGGCAGCCCCUGUCUCGGACAAAAGCCAAGAAUUUAGAUGACCAUGUUCCUAGUUUGAAGAGGAAGCGAAUGGGGCUGCUGGGGGAUGGAGCAACCAGCCUGUGUGUGGAGUACGAUCAAGAGCUGAUCUCAUCAAGGAAGCAGCCCAUUGGGCUCCUGGAUGCAUUGGAGCACAAUGAGAAGAGCAGUGAAGGGGCAGAAGAUGACUGCUUGCCAGGAGAGGAAAAGGCAAAACGUUUAUCAACGCUCUCGCUUCAGUAUGAGAAGAGGUUAACAGAUGAGCAGAAAGGAGGAAGAAAGAAAAUAAGAAUAGUCAACAAUGUGGAAGCUGACAAAGUAGCAGACCCUGCUGAGCCAAAGAAGACCAGGGCCACAUUGUUCAUUGCAACAGUAAAGCAAGCCCUGAGCCAGUUACACUAUGAUCUCUUCUCAAAGGCUCUGCAGCAAUACAAGAGGACUGAUGACUUCAAAGCCAUGUUAUCGCAAAUGAGCUCUCUUUUCAUGGAGGACCAGAAAAAGCAUAUCCUGCUGCGAGAAUUUUACCAGUUUGUUCGACCUCAGCAUAAAAAGCAGUUUGAUGAAGCAUGCUGUAGUCUGACUGGAGUGGGCUGUGGCUACAAACCUGAGCACAGCCUCCUGCGGGAGGAGAGAGAGGUGUUGGCCAAGAAGGCAGGGGAAAAGCAGUGUCUGCAGAAAACAGCAUUCUCAGAGGGUUCAUCCAGUCAGCUAAACUCCCAGCUACACCUGAACAAGGGAGGAUCCCACCUGACCUCUGGGCUGAAUAGAACAGGAGAAAAUCACACCCAUAUCCCUAAGAAGGACCCUGAAGAGGCAUCACGCUCUCUCAGACAGGACCAUCAUGAGCUAGUCAGGGCUACAUAUCUUAAUGAUCUGAAAAAUGCUUUGGACAAAAACAGUUACAGCCGCUUCUGUGCAGCACUAUCAGCAUAUAAGAAGACCGAUGACUAUGAUGCUAUGGUGUUGGUGAUAGCUGCCCUGACCACUGAGAAGCCAGAGUACUUUCACCUCCUGCAACGGUUCUACAUGUUUGUACGUCCUCAUCACAAAGAACAAUUCAGACAGAUGUGUAAAGACCUGACUGGAAUGAGCUGCAGUGAGGAGAAGAAGAAAUUGCAACUGGAAGUGCAGGAGCCCAAGAGUCCUCUGAAUCUGGAGAAUUCAUGUUCCAAAGCAGAAAACAGUGAAACUCAGGAUAAAGCUGUCAGCCACACACCAGCUACUUUCAAGAGUGAAAUGCCAAGAAAAACCCAGAGCAAGAUUUUAUCCUUCUGCAGUAAUCAGAACAGGAAAACUGGCUCUCAAAAGACAGACACAUUGACAGGAUCCAGCAGCAUAAGAGCACCUACCAACCCACGCAGUUUGCAUGUCUUGCCCUUCAAUAUGGAGCCAGAGUGUGGAAGAUUCCAGUGCUCUAAAUGCAAAUCUGAGGAUGAUGUGCCUUUUAAAUGCCAGUUAUGUACCUUUACUUGCUGCAAAACAUGCUGGGAACAGUUCUUAAAGCACAGGUCUUGGGUCUCUUGCCCUGUUUCAUGGAGGAAAUGUGAUCCUUCCACUCAGACUAGGAUCUGUCUACACUACCCUGCGUAUACCAGCCACUUAUCCUGUAGGACCAACUGGUUUUCGAGCACCUGCGUUUCCUCCCUUCAGGAACCUGUGACCAGUGAUCCAGGAUUGCUAAAAGGUGCCCAGAAUGCCAAGCUACUACCAAGAGGAAGCAUUUAGCCCAGGUUUUUUUCCUGCCAUAACCUCCCUGACAAGGGGCAAGUACAUUGCGUCAGCACUGGUUAAAGAGCCAGCAGAAAAAGAGAUUGGAAAAAGAAGCAGGAUGCACAUUCCUUUACGGACCCUUGAUCUCAGCUUCUCGCAGCAUCAUUCCUCUCCUUGGCAAAACUCAUCAAACCCCAAAGACCUCGCUUCCCACUUCUCUUUCCGCAAGAGGGGAAAGAAGCAAACAUUGUCCUUAGAAUUGUAAUGAAAUGGGGAUCUGCAUUUCUUAUGUGUUUGAAUCAGCAGAUUCUUGUGCCGAUAUGGUCCUUUUAGAUUGAACUUUGACAGCCUGGAGGAGGUUUUUAGUAAUUGCCUUCUCUCAAAUAUUUACUCAGUCCUGGAAAAUUUCCCAGCAGCAGUAGUGCCCCGAAUCCCCUUUUCCAGGAAUACCGUUUUCCUUUGGUGACUUACAGAAGCUGUUGCAGCUAGGGAUUUCAGAGCUGUAAGGUGGUGAAAGCCUUUUUAGAAAUCCAAUAGUUUUUACUGUGCAUCACUGGUAGUACAGACCAAACUCAUCUUGUGCUCAUUUAGGCCUUCCCUGCCAAUCAGAAGCCUGUUUCCUAUAUGGCUAUAAGUGCUGAGUGUUGCACUGAGCAUGCUUCCAAAGAGGAUUCGGUUUCUUCUGAGGCACUUGCACACUCCUGUUGUGUCUGUACGGUUUCAUACUUGUGUUUUCAGAAGUGUAGCAGGGAGAGUGAAAGAACUAUUCAUGUUCUUUCAAAGUGAACGUACAAACUGAUUUUAAACUCCAUCAAGUUGGAAAAGAGAAACACUGAUAUUUUCACACUCUGACUGGGGGUAUUCAUGUUUUGCUAAUUUAAGAAAUUGUAUCAAUUUUAAAUCUUCAGUGGAAAAUCUAAAAUAAACUAAGUAAAAAUGAA
Molecule: messenger RNA, 6441 nt
Organism: Chelonia mydas (Green sea turtle)
Lineage: Eukaryota; Metazoa; Chordata; Testudines; Cheloniidae
Gene: RTEL1
Product: regulator of telomere elongation helicase 1
Exons: 39
Coding region: 1352-5515 (1387 amino acids)
Biological process (GO): negative regulation of DNA recombination; DNA repair; DNA replication
Cellular component (GO): nucleus
Molecular function (GO): DNA binding; ATP binding; DNA helicase activity
Source: RefSeq, a predicted model, not a curated record